CAUCCAGCAGAUGAUUGGUCAUUCAGAAGAACUUCCCCCCCAGCCACUGGGUGAUGGCUCCACUUUGAAGCAAGAGCUUCCAUGGCCCCCCCACAUUAAAGAGGAAGAAGAGGAGGAAGCUGAUCCCACCAAGUUGCCACUGACUGUUGUCUCUGUGAAGAUGGAAGAUGAUGAAGAGAAACCACAAGUAGACAACCUCUUAGCUCCACUAUCAGAUAGUGAGGCUGAAGACGAGGUUGAAGUAACUUUGAGCAGCGAUACAGACUGUGAUGGUGAUAUGAGGACUCACACUGACAACAAACACUCUGACAGCUCUAAAAAGAAGGGAGGUAAAAAAUAUUUGAGCUGCUCAGUUUGUGCUAAAAGCUUCACCCGAAAGACUCAUUUGAGUCAACAUAUGAGAACGCACACAGGAGAAAAACCGUUUAUGUGUUCAGGUUGUCCGAAAAGCUUUUCUCUAAAGACUCAUUUGACGCAGCAUAUGAGAACACACACAGGAGAAAAACCGUUUCAUUGUUCAGUUUGCGGUAAAGGCUUUACUCAAACGGGCAGUUUGACUCAACACAUGCGAACGCACACCGGAGAAAAACCCUUUGUUUGUUCAGUUUGUGGUAAAAGGUUCUCUCAAAAGAGCGAUUUGAGUGGACACAUGCGAACACACACCGGAGAGAAGCCGUUCAUUUGUCCGGUUUGUGGUAAAAAAUGUUCUCAAAAGAGCAAUCUGACCGGACACAUGAGAACACACACAGGAGAGAAGCCCUUUCACUGUUCGGUUUGUGGUAAAACAUUUUCAAAUAAGAUCUGUUUGACAACACACACAAGAACACACACAGGAGAGAAACCAUUUAAUUGUUCAGUUUGCGGUCAAAGUUUUUCUCAAAAGACCAACUUAACAGCACACAUGAGAACACACAAAAGAGGAACCGUACAAUAGUUUUGUUUUUCAGUUUUUUUCCCUGCGUGCCAUUUUUAUGUGUUAGAAGAAGUUGCCUUCUGAGUGAAUCUGGGACAGCAAACUCAGCAUGAAAUGUUUUUUCUCCGGUAAAAACAGCAGCUAAUGGAUGAACACAACAUGGAUGGUGUUUCCCCUCACCUUUCUUUUGGAUUACAGAAGUGUUUGUGUUGUGACAAUGUUGUGUAGCAGUGUUGGACAUACAAGCAGACACAAGAUUUAAGUAUGAUUUAUUUGCGGUAACCUUUUUAUAACAUAACACUUUUUUAUAUAUUUCUUGUGCGGGGGAAAAUAACUGUUGGAUUCUACCGGAGCUGCCUACAGUUCUUCUCAUCACCACUAAAGACUUGAAACUUGCAAAACACAGACUUUCAAGCAGACCAGAAGGCAAGACAGCAGUGGAAACAGGAAGUACUCAACACAAAGUGAAAAGAGGGACCAGCACAACAGAAAGCAGAGUGCAUAAACUGCAGUGACCCCUGCUGGCAUCAUUAAACCACUGCCUACACAAUAAAUAUGAUUAGCGUUUGACACACAUAAAAUAGAAAAGUAAUAUUUCCACAUUCUUUAUAGAAUAAACAUGUACAUAUCAUUUUAUUUUUUUAAGUGAUUGACAAAGUACGACUAAUAUACAAGAUACACAGAAACAAUCUGAUCUAUUUUUAUUUUUUAAAUAUUUGUUUAAAAAUAACCUCCACAAAAUUUAAGUUGAUUAAAAUUAAUUACAACGAUGUUUUGUUAAAAAUAAAGUAAUUUUUUUAUUUUUUCUAAUGUUUUUUUUUCUUAUUUAAAAAAAAAAAAAAAUUGGGGGGGGCAAGGGAAAAAGUGUAUGUUUCUCAGUACCCGUAUUAUGAUUUCCCUAUCAAAUGAAUACAUAAAUAUAAUUUUUUCUAAAUAAAGUAGUACCUGUAUUAUGAUUUCCCUAUCAAAUGAAUACAUAAAUAUAUUUUUUUUUAAAUAAAGUUAUUUUAUGAAAUAAAGAUAAA
Molecule: messenger RNA, 1938 nt
Organism: Entelurus aequoreus (snake pipefish)
Lineage: Eukaryota; Metazoa; Chordata; Actinopteri; Syngnathiformes; Syngnathidae
Product: gastrula zinc finger protein XlCGF8.2DB-like
Exons: 1
Coding region: 11-934 (307 amino acids)
Biological process (GO): regulation of transcription by RNA polymerase II
Molecular function (GO): RNA polymerase II cis-regulatory region sequence-specific DNA binding; DNA-binding transcription factor activity
Source: RefSeq, a predicted model, not a curated record